Molecule: messenger RNA, 5261 nt
Organism: Brassicogethes aeneus
Lineage: Eukaryota; Metazoa; Arthropoda; Insecta; Coleoptera; Nitidulidae
Source: the annotation of a GenBank genome assembly
AAACUACAAACGAAUUGCCAAUUUAUAAAGUUUACACCCGUGCUUUUGCGGCGCUUCUGGUUUCGUCUACAAUUUUACAUUACAAUAAUUCCUCCAGAAUUAACUAUAUUUUAAGAAGAUAACCACCAUCGUCUUCUUAAUCUGCCAAGUUUGCAGAUUAUUGUAACACAAGAACCUAGUUAUUUUGGUUUAAUCCCUAAAUCAUCAGGAAUGGUAAUGGAGGCCCCGCCAUCACCACAAAGUGUUGGCCGUGAAUUUGUACGGCAAUACUACACACUUCUUAACAAAGCCCCUACACAUCUCCACAGGUUCUAUAAUCACCAAUCGUCGUUUGUCCAUGGAGGUUUGGACCCUCCAAAUCGCGAGACAAGUCCCGUCAUCGGUCAAAAGCAAAUACACCAAAAAAUACAACAGCUGAAUUUCCGCGAUUGUCAUGCCAAAAUCACUCAGGUGGAUUCGCAGGCCACGUUGGGAAAUGGCGUUGUCGUGCAGGUAACCGGCGAGCUAUCGAACGCCGGUCAGCCGAUGCGUCGUUUCACUCAAACGUUUGUCUUGGCCGCACAGAGUCCUAAGAAGUACUAUGUGCACAACGAUAUCUUUCGCUAUCAAGAUGAAAUCAUCUCCGAUGAGGACUGCGAUGGAGAUGUCCGCUCCGAUCCCGGUGAGGACAUCAACUCCGACAGACCCGUUUUAGGAGACGUACCUCAAAUGUCGCCUCAAGGUCUACCUCCUUAUUUCCCGAGCGCUGCUCUUCAAGGAAACCUUCCGCAGGUCGCCCCUCACCUCCACAGUGCUCCGCCCCACGUCUUAACUUCCCAAGUGCCCACAGUGAAUGGAGCUGUUCACCCUGACGACCUCAGCGUCCUCGGGGGUCCGGUUCCCCAACCUCUCGGCCCACCCCUACCUCAGCCUCUGCAACAAACUGGUCUCGUGCAAUCGUUAAACCCGCCGCCAGCUCAGAUUGAAGAACCUGCGGUUCUCGACGAACCCGUCGAAGAGCCAGAGGAGCCGCCAGUCUAUGAUGAAGGUUUUGCCGCUGAACAAGAACCGGAGUUACCCGUCGAAUCUGCCUCUAACGAACCUAAAACAUGGGCCAAUUUGCUCAAGUCCCCUUCAGAUAAGAGCAGCAGCAUGCCAUAUGGCAGUCUACCGGCUCAGUCAAAUCCCUUGCCAAUGUCGCAACCAAUGAGGCCCACUUCACCACCUUCGGGAAACCAAGGUUUGGGUCUUAGGAACAAUUCAAACAGAAGUGGUCCUAGAACCAACCAACAACAACAACAACCCCGCGUACCCAGACAAGAUUCCGGAAGGGGCCUUCCUGGUAGAAACUCUAUGAAUGAAGAAGGCGAGGAAAGGAGGAGACCACAGGGUAUGAACUUUAGCAAUGAUGUGAACCAGCUGUUUUUGGGCAAUUUGCCGCACUCGGCCACAGAAGAUGACUUGAGGGAGAUCUUCGCCGAAUUCGGGACGGUUGUGGACUUGAAGGUGCACAGCAAACCCAACAACAAAAUGAGCAUCCCUCCAGGUGGCAGAGCUCCACCAAAUUACGGAUUUAUUACCUAUGAUUCGCAACAAGGCGUGCAGAACUGCUUGAGUCACAAACCAAUCUUUUUCCCGAAAAACGACAAGACUGGCACCCUCUUGAACGUUGAGGAGAAGAAGCUCAAGGACCGGCCAUCGUACGGCGGCGGCAGGCCAAACAGCGACCAGAACCGCGGCCCUCGCGGCGACAACAACGGACAGAGGCGUGGAGGCGGCGGCGGCGGGCUCAGUGGCGGACCACCGCGUAACAACGGCGGUCUUAACGGCCCCAACAAUCGCACUUACAACAACCGAGGUGGUGGUGGCGGCGGCGGCCCCGGUGGCCCUAUGAGCCGCCCCAACACCUAUAACAACCGUCGCUAGCGGUUGCUCUUCGGCUUAAGGCCGUCGUUUUUCUUUCUGCCGCCUGUAGACAAAAAAAGUCACAAUAACACAAUAAAAACAAAAAUCUAAGAACGUUUUUCGCGUUAAAACACGGACUACCUACAGUGCGUACGACGUUGUACAGUUUUUUCUUUUUUCGAGUCUGAGAAGCGGAACCGUUUUUGUAUAAUUAGUGCCAAUAGCGGACUUGUUUAGCUGUGGUGUAUUUCAUUUCAAACCUAUUUUUAGUCAAAACAAAAAACAAACUAAAAAAAUCGAAAAUUUUGUAUCAGUACAAAUUUAGAACCCACUAAACGUAAAAAUUGACACUAUUGACAACGUUUAUUUUUCUCCACAAUCAUUCAUAUUUGCCUUUGAAAUGGUGUUGCUCACAUUCAAUGUUUUUGAUCUUAAGCGAGCGACGUGAUCCCCUGGAAAUAAAGGAGAUAACAUCGACGCAGUUGUGUGUUUAAGUACUUAUUGGCUGUGUUUUGUAAUAUUUAGGUAUCCCUCUGACAUUUCAGAAUGUUUAGCAACACAAUUUUAUUGGAAAAAUAAACCACUGUCUUAUGCUAGUUAAUUGAUCUAAAUAAACCCACCCAAACAAAUGGUUUGAUUUUGAAUAUGUGUAUUUAUUUAGCUGGUCAUCACCUGCAGGUUCAACCUUUUUUUUACCAAUUGUAAUUUUAUAUUUUAUUACAUGUAGUGUUUAUUGUAACACGAUUUGAAAACUAGAAACUACUUCCAAUAUUUUAUUUUUGUCUUGGUGCAUAAGACCCCUUAACAAUAGACUUUCAAUAAUUAUUAGUUUUUUUAUUCAGUAUUUUGUGUCAGCACUAUAAAAUACAAAUGUUUGCAAUUGUUUUAAAACAGUUGGUAAAGGUAAGUAUUUUGUCUCCAAUAACUCCAAUUACUUUGAUUUUUCACGUGCUGGGUGAACUUUUGUCAAUUAUAAUGUGCACAAAUUGCCUUUACUUUGCGAAAUCGUUUAAAAAUUAACGUUCAUGUAUUUUUCAUUUAAAUAAAAUAGAACAGUAAUAAAUACUACUACUUUGGUGACUAUAAAUUAUUAAACAUGCAAUAAUCCAAAAUUAAAGUUCUUAAGAUGAGGUUGUGCAAAAACUUGAUACUCUAAGUAAUUUGUUUCAUUUACUUUUACCUUGUUCCUAUUUUACAGCUCACAAUAACCGUUUUAAUGCUACAAGAAUGUUCUUUUAUUUAUUUGAUAGCUGAAGGUAUGUUCAAGAUAAAAUUAAAUGAAAAUGAAGGCUGAAAUUGUUCGUAUGAUAAUAUUUGCAAUUAAAUGUAUGAGAGUAUUUUUUAAUUUUUAUAUGUACCUACCGCCUUUAUGUGAAUAAGUGGAAUUAUAAUUACUGGCUUAGUCUAAAAUAAACUGCGUCUUGAGUUAAUUGAAACUUUCAUGACACAUUUUUACUUUUUUAAGCUCUAGACGCUGAGAUUUUGUAAAUUAAAUUAUUAACUUUAGACACAGUUUUAAAAUGUAUUUGGUAUUACUUAUUAAUGUUUUCUGUUUUUGAUGUUUUUCCUGUGAUAACUUUUCCCUAAACACCGAAAUAAUACAAUAAUUGCUGUUACUUUAUUAUUAGUGGUGUAUUCAGUAGUUAAUUCAUAUCUAUCUACAAUAGAAAUUUUUAGAGUCGCUCCACCUUGGUUUUUAAUUUUAGUGCGCAGUAUAACACUGCCUAUACCUAAAUACCAAAGUUCUUCCUUAAAACAAAGACUUGGCAGGUUCCACUAGUCACAAAAAUGUUUCAGUUUAAUUUUUUCUCAGUUUUUUCGUUCCUGUAUUUGUCAUACUGUUAUAUAAGGAACAUUAAAGUAACUUGUUGAUUAAAUAAAGCAUUUUAUUUCAAAAUAAUGAAUGCCAAUAGUUACUAAUUUUCAUUUUUAUAUGCAGGGUAAGCAGCAUGCAAUAAAAUAAAAAAUGACAAAUUGAAGUUUCUUUUAAAUUAUAUCCUUUUUAUAUUUUAAAGCAGAAAUAAUCCAUGUGUUGAUAUUAUUGUUCUGCAGACACAGAAAUAUUGGUCAUAUCCAUAAACCUCGUCGAAAUAUUUUCUAUUUUGUCUUUUAAUUAAAUAGCCAAAUGUUGUUCGGGAGUUCCGCACAUGGAGUCGACCAUGAUUAAGAUGCUGGAUCUUUCAUCUCGCUUGGGUUCGUUCUUUAAGGCCGCAGCAGCAGUGGAUUUUCAUUUUUGUUCACUUUCGACAUUCAGUUGCAGUUUGAGUGCGUUAGAGGCGACAGCGACUGGUUUAAAAAGCCAGCAAAAUGAAAGGUCUACAGCUUGCAUCACUUGUGGUGUUUGCCCUUUUAAUAAUCGAUGUAACAUCAGAAAAAGUGAGAAAGCACAAAAAAGUUAAAGCUCAUCAUAAACUAGAAUCAAAGGAGGUAAAAGAUGAUAUUAAUCUUAAGGCUGAAAUUCCUCCAGAUGUGGAUGUAGAAGUUAUUGACAAUAGAGUUCCAAUAGUUGAUCCAUGUUUAAACGUACACUGCGGCGCCGGCAGCAUCUGCGAAACCGACUCCGAAGGUGAACCCCAGUGCGUCUGUAUCCCUGAAUGUCCAGUGGAAGUCGAGGACCGCCGUCAGGUUUGCUCCAACCACAACGAAACCUGGACAUCUGACUGCGCCAUCUAUCAACACAGAUGUUUGUGCAAGAACGGCGACCCGCAAUGCAAAGGGGAACAUUACAAGCACGUCCACAUCGAGUACUACGGUGCUUGCAGAGAAAUGCCAGAAUGCAACAAAGACGAAAUGGCAGAUUUCCCACGCAGAAUGCGCGACUGGCUUUUCAACAUUAUGCGCGAUAUGGCCGAUCGUCAAGAAUUGAACAGGCACUACUUGAAAAUGGAACGCGAAGCUGAAAAUAAUAUGACCCGUCGUUGGGCUAACGCAGCCAUCUGGAAAUUCUGUGAAUUAGAUGGAAAUCCACCAGACAGAUCAAUUUCCCGUCACGAAUUGUUCCCAAUUCGUGCCCCUCUCAUGUCUUUGGAACAUUGUAUUGGUCCAUUUUUAAACUCUUGUGAUAACGAUAACAAUCACAAAAUUACCAUUAAAGAAUGGGCUGCAUGCUUGGAACUUGAACAGGAGGAAAUUGAAGACAAAUGUCACGAAUUGAUGGAUGAUGAUGAUGAUGAAGAAAAAGAAGAAAAUGAACAAUAAUUUUAAUUUUUAAUUAAAUAAUUAUUGUAAAAAUUAGUUUAAGUUAUUGUAAAUGCAGAAUGACCUGGUGCUAUUUUUAAUGUUUAUUUUAUAAAAUAUUACUUUAGUAAUUAAAAUGUUAUAAACAAAUACUUAACACUGCCUUAAUUUGUGUAUUUUAAAUAAUAAAAAUAUAUUUU